AACUGGCUUAAUUAUUAUUUCUCUAUCUUUGUGUGGGAGAAAGUAAAGGUUUAUUUUCCGUUUUUUAAACUUGCAAAUGCGCAACAUAUGUUCCGUCCAAAUUAAUGAAGUGUCGAGUUGAGACCAGAUCUCUUGAACUAUUUUCCUGUUUUUCACAAGGAUUGUAUAUACAGUAUUUAUAUCUUUUUUCUGAACGAGUACUAGAUCAUGCCUGGAAAGAAGAAUAGAGGGAAGCAGAGGGAAGUUAAUAAGGGAAGCGGGGCAUCCCCCCAGAUCGAUCACCCUUGCCCCUGAUAUUGAUCAUCUAUGGCAAGAAAGUUCAUAAAAAUGAACCUUCGCCGUAAAAAUGCUGGUGAAACGUGAAAAGUGCAUCGUACAGAAUGAAGGAGCUAAAUAUAUAAGUAUUUUCUAUUAAAAAGAUUUGCAAGACUGCAAGAAAUCAAAAGUUCCGUUGAACGCUAUGUAGGCGGCUUUUAGGGAAUGAUGACGAAAACGCACCUCGGUUCAAAGCCAAAUAAUAAAUAACGGUUACCAAGGUUUAAGAAUGGAGACCACAGCUUUAUUUUGAUAAAUUACAUUAUUUUUAAGUGGCUUAGUUGACGGGAAAACUGAUGGGGAUGGGGAUAAAAUGGGGGGGAAAAAACGAUUUUUCGGUUAUUUUUAAUAAUUUUCUCGUAAACGACAAAACUACGAGAUUGCGAUUUUCAAUCGUCUUGGCGCAAAAUUAUUAAAUAGAAUUAGUUUUAUUUUCAACCCCCGUUAAUCAUAAAUGCACUGUAUAUAAUUUUAAUUGCAGCUCUUGAGAUUGCACCGCGAAUAAUUAUGGAAGAAUUAUGGAUUGAAAUAGAAACAUUUUCGUUACCAAACUAUUGCGAAUCAAAAGAUUCAAUUUCAAAUGCCAACGUCAAAAAAUAGAUUGAAGUUGAAACACACUUUCUCUCUUUUACUGAUUUCCUAAUAGCUCGAUUGCCAUUAGCAACGAACAUCUAUCGACCAAUCAGUCCAUUAUUUUUUCAAAGCACUUCCUCAUUUUAGAAUCAGAAUCUCAACGCUUCUCAGACUUAAACAUGAAGACAAAUGAAAUACUUUCAAUUGCACUCAAAAUUGUGUUUGAUCGAACUGUCGACCAACUUAUUUUCCAUGAAAUGAUCCAAGAUGGCAAUUCUAAUUCCGAGUUCUCUAAAUGGAGGUUCUCUAUUGAAAGUAAUUUAAAGUCGGUUCUUAACGAAGCCCCGGGAAAAAAAAUACCGUUGCUCUCCGUUCAUAUUGCGGAAAUGAAAGAACAAGAAGAAAUGGUGAUGUCGGAAAAGCUACAUCUAGAAGACGUUCUAGGGCAAAUUGAAUGUGAUGAACAAGAUUUAGUCAAUCAUAAUAUGCAGCUACACAAAACGAGUGAAAGUUUGAAUCGACAAAUUUGUGAACUCAAGGACGAGCUUGAUAGAAGAACAGAAUCUGCCUCUCGAAGCUUCGAACAUUGCCAGAAUCACGAAGUGGCUAAUGUAAAUAAAUUUUUACAAAAAUUUAAUCAAGACCUAGAAGAAUGGAGUGGGAAAAUCGCUACUUUGGAAAACGAGAUACAAUUGGAGACCCAGCGAAAUGUCGACGAAAAAAUUAAACUUUGUACUGAAAUUGACAUGCUUACGGAGGCCCUUUUGGUUUUGCGUGCCAAUUGGGAAGAAUCUUCUUUUAAGCUUACCCAAGAAGGCAAUGAAGCAACAGAAAUACGCGAAUCUUCCAGACGACAAAUAAGUCUGAUUUCCAGCGAGCUCAACAAAAGAAAACUAGUGGUAAAUGAAUACCAAAAAGUCAAACAAUUAGCCGAACAGGAGAACCUAGCAUUGAUCAAAAUCACAUUGGUUGUGAUACGAAUCCAAUCAUGGUGGAGAGGCGUUAUCGCUCGGAGAGACUACGCUAGAUUCAAACUUGCCUCCAAAAAGAAGCCCAGAGCAAAAGCGCCAAAUGUGACAUCAGUAAGAACAGGCCGUCAGAAAUAAUCCAACUGAAAGUGGAUUUGUGUUCGGCACUGGUGGUCGGUAACAGCUGUUCCUUCGUUGAGUUUUGCUUCUAAAACAAAAUACUACUGUGGAGAAUCGGAUUGGACAAACAAUAUAAUGUUCAUGCUCCUGUAUAUUGAAACACACAAAAAUGUUUGAAAUGUAAAUUAAACAUCGAUUGUUAUUUUC
Messenger RNA from Daphnia pulicaria, 2183 nucleotides. RefSeq names its product dynein regulatory complex protein 9-like. Lineage: Eukaryota; Metazoa; Arthropoda; Branchiopoda; Diplostraca; Daphniidae. Bases 1068 to 1994 code for a protein of 308 amino acids. The transcript has 6 exons. The record is from RefSeq and is a predicted model, not a curated record. Gene Ontology annotation, molecular function: protein binding.